Molecule: messenger RNA, 4138 nt
Organism: Populus trichocarpa (black cottonwood)
Lineage: Eukaryota; Viridiplantae; Streptophyta; Magnoliopsida; Malpighiales; Salicaceae
Product: LRR receptor-like serine/threonine-protein kinase RGI5
Exons: 2
Coding region: 538-3768 (1076 amino acids)
Biological process (GO): protein phosphorylation
Cellular component (GO): plasma membrane
Molecular function (GO): protein kinase activity; ATP binding; protein binding
Source: RefSeq, a predicted model, not a curated record
CACUAAAAUAAGUACUGCCUGUUUAAAAGGCAACCGGAAGAAGAGUGUACUUCAAACACCAUGAACACAGCCACAACCACCAUCAACAUACACCCAGAAACCGACCAUUGAUGAAAUGUACGGUAUCAGAACUUGAACACAAAAAUCUUGAUGAUAUAUAUAUAUACACGCAUCUUCAUUCUGUGAACAUUAGCACCACCACCACGUCACCAUACUCACCACCAGCCACCACCAGUUUUGGUUGCCGAUUAAUAUCAGAGAGGGAUUGUUUCUGGUAACGUUUUCUUCACUUUGACUGUAUCUAACAGAUCCUCCACCAAAGAUUUAAUGGUACUUUUCUUUUUGUAUUGUUCACAUGCACGGUUUCAUCACUAUAGUGUAAAACUCAAGCAUCCAAGCCUCCAUAGGAACUUCUCUCACAUGCAUGUUGUCUCCUAGAGUGGACUUUCUUUCACCACCUUUAUAUCACCAUAACCAAGACUUAACAAGAAGACUCCACUCUGUUAACCCAAGAUUUCUCAAAUCGUCAUAGCUCAGAUGGAUCAGAAGCCAACCCCACAUUUUCUGUUGUUUUGCUCAUUCUUGAUAAUAAUGUUAACCAUGACCAAAACAUUUUUUGUAGCCUCUCUAUCUUCUGAUGGAGAAGCCCUUCUUUCUCUUAUCUCAGCGGCAGACCCAUCAGCAAAAGCAUCCUCAUCAAUCCUCUCCUCAUGGAACCCAUCAAGCCUGACUCCAUGUUCUUGGCAAGGCAUUACAUGCUCUCCACAAAAUAGAGUUAUUUCCCUCUCUCUCCCUAACACAUUCCUUAAUCUUUCCUCACUGCCCUCGCAGCUAUCCUCUCUUUCCUCUCUACAACUUCUCAACCUCUCCUCAACUAAUAUCUCUGGAUCAAUCCCUCCUUCUUUUGGCUUAUUCAUUCAUCUUAGACUCUUAGACCUCUCCUCAAACUCUCUUUCAGGUCCUAUACCGCAAGAAAUUGGCCAGCUCUCUUCUCUUCAAUUUCUUUACUUGAACUCCAAUAAGUUAUCUGGUAGGAUGCCUCCACAACUUGCAAACAUUACUUCUUUACAAGUUCUUUGCUUGCAAGACAAUCUCUUCAAUGGUUCGAUACCAUCACAAUUGGGUUCUUUAGUCUCGCUCCAAGAAUUUAGAGUUGGUGGCAAUCCUUAUUUAACAGGAGAGAUACCAACACAGUUAGGACUGUUAACCAAUCUCACAACAUUUGGUGCUGCAGCAACCGGUCUUUCAGGCCAAAUACCACCCACAUUUGGGAACUUGAUCAAUCUUCAAACUUUGUCUCUUUAUGAUACUGAGGUAUUUGGUUCUAUACCACCUGAACUUGGUUUGUGUUCAGAGUUAAGGAACUUGUACUUGCACAUGAACAAGCUUACCGGUUCAAUCCCUCCUCAGCUGGGUAAGUUGCAAGAACUUACUAGUUUGCUUCUAUGGGGAAACGCACUCUCUGGAGCAAUCCCAGCUGAGCUUUCAAACUGUUCAUCACUUGUUGUGCUUGAUGCUUCAGCUAAUGAUCUUUCCGGUGAAAUACCUCGUGAUUUAGGAAAGUUAGGGGUCCUUGAGCAGCUUCAGUUGUCCGAUAACUCUCUUACUGGUCCGAUUCCUUGGCAGUUGAGUAACUGUACAGGCUUAACAGCUCUUCAGCUUGAUAAGAAUCAAUUGUCAGGUACAAUUCCAUGGCAGGUUGGCGAUUUGAAGUAUUUGCAAAGUUUCUUCUUGUGGGGAAAUUCAGUGUCUGGUACGAUACCAGCCUCCUUUGGAAACUGCACUGAGUUAUAUGCUCUUGAUCUUUCAAGAAACAAGCUUACAGGCUCAAUUCCAGAGGAGAUUUUCAGUUUGAAGAAAUUGAGCAAACUUCUGCUUCUAGGGAAUUCUUUAUCAGGUGGAUUGCCGCGCAGUGUUGCAUAUUGUGAGUCUUUAGUGAGAUUGAGGCUCGGAGAAAACCAGCUUUCUGGUCAGAUUCCUAAGGAAAUAGGCCAAUUGCAGAAUUUGGUAUUUCUUGACUUGUAUAUGAAUCAAUUCUCUGGUGGCCUACCUUUGGAAAUUGCCAACAUCACUGUUCUUGAGCUGUUGGAUGUGCACAAAAACUACAUUACUGGAGAGAUACCAUCUCAGCUAGGAGAGCUUGUAAACUUGGAGCAGCUUGAUCUUAGCAGGAACAGCUUCACAGGUGAAAUUCCAUGGAGUUUUGGAAACUUCAGUUACUUGAACAAGCUCAUUCUCAAUAACAAUAUGCUUGCAGGGGCAAUCCCGAGGUCCAUUCAAAACUUGCAGAAGCUAACACUGCUUGAUUUGAACUCCAACAGCCUCUCUGGUCCAAUCCCACUUGAAAUUGGUUAUGUCACGAGCUUAACAAUUAGUUUGGAUUUGAGCUCAAAUGGAUUUACUGGUGAACUCCCUGAAACGAUGUCCAGCUUGACACAGUUACAGUCACUUGAUCUUUCCCAUAAUUUGCUUUAUGGAAAGAUCAAGGUUCUUGGUUCCCUUACUAGCCUCACUUCCCUUAAUAUCUCCUACAACAAUUUCUCAGGUCCUAUUCCUGUAACACCAUUCUUUAGAACUCUAUCUUCAAAUUCAUACCUUCAAAACCCAAGACUUUGUGAUUCCACAGAUGGAUAUUCUUGCUCGCCUAGAACUAAUCAAAGAAAUGGAUUAAAAUCAGCCAAAACUAUAGCUUUGAUUUCGGUUAUUCUCACUUCAGUGACCAUAAUUGUUAUUGCUUCCUGGGUUAUAGUCAUGCGGAACCACAGGUAUGUGAUGGAGAAAUCUUCUGGAGCAUUAGCCACGUCAUCGAGAGCUGAAGAUUUCUCUUAUCCAUGGACUUUUAUCCCAUUUCAGAAGCUCAACUUCACCAUUGAUAACAUCCUAGAUUGCUUGAAGGAUGAGAAUGUGAUUGGGAAAGGCUGUUCUGGAAUUGUCUACAAGGCUGACAUGCCAAAUGGGCAGUUGAUUGCAGUAAAAAAGCUUUGGAAGGCAAAGCAAGACGAGGAUCCAGUGGAUUCUUUUGCUGCAGAAAUUCAAAUUCUUGGACACAUUCGACAUCGGAAUAUUGUGAAGCUUUUAGGUUAUGCUUCGAAUAGGAGUGUCAAGCUCCUUCUGUACAACUACAUUUCAAAUGGCAAUUUGCAGCAGCUGCUGCAGGGGAAUAGGAAUCUGGAUUGGGAAACAAGGUACAAGAUAGCUGUUGGUUCAGCUCAGGGUUUAGCUUAUCUUCAUCAUGAUUGUGUGCCAGCAAUUCUUCACAGAGAUGUGAAGUGCAAUAACAUACUUCUGGAUUCCAAGUAUGAGGCUUAUUUAGCAGAUUUUGGCCUGGCCAAACUGAUGAACUCUCCAAAUUAUCAUCAUGCCAUGUCCAGAGUUGCUGGUUCCUAUGGUUAUAUAGCCCCAGAGUAUGGAUACACCAUGAACAUCACAGAAAAGAGUGAUGUUUACAGUUAUGGAGUGGUUUUGCUAGAGAUCAUAAGUGGUCGCAGCGCUGUUGAGCCUCAAGUAGGAGAUGGAUUACACAUAGUUGAGUGGGUGAAGAAAAAGAUGGGAAGCUUUGAACAAGCAGUAUCAAUACUAGAUGCGAAGCUUCAAGGUUUGCCAGACCAAAUGGUGCAGGAAAUGCUGCAAACACUAGGGAUUGCAAUGUUCUGUGUGAACUCUUCGCCAGCAGAGCGGCCAACCAUGAAGGAAGUGGUGGCAUUGUUAAUGGAAGUAAAGAGUCCACCAGAAGAAUGGGGAAAGACUUCUCAACCUCUAAUAAAAUAGUCAUCAAAUCAAAGUUGAAAUAAUUUGUCCUUGUGUUUUUCUUGGCUUCCAAGGACAUCAAUGAUUGGUUCUCUUUUCAAUCCCAAGAAGACAAAAGAGGAGAGUUACUGGGAAAAUUGAAAAUAGAGCUUUUGGGUAGUGUUAUUGCAUUUAGCUGGUGGUCCUGGGGUUUCUUGUACAGUGGUAGAAACAGCAAUGUGGUUGAAUUUGCUUCAUCCUUUGCUUUUUCCGAUUAACAAUUUUUUUAUUUACAUGCAACUCUAUGCAUUUCCUUUUUGCCCUGAUUAAUGUUACUCAUGUUCCUGAAUUUCUGUGAAAUGUAAUCUGGAGCUUCUGCCCUCCAUAGAAUUAGAAGUAUUCUUCAAUCCAA